UGGAUAAGAUGACUACAUAAAAUUUCUUCCGCUCGAAAGCCAGCUUUCUAUCAAGAAUCAAAGAAAGUAAGCCCAUGAGUUAAACCGCCACAAGAAAGAUAUUGUCACUCAGCAAUUUCGUCCUGGCAACUAUCCCACUGGAUAGGAAUCCACAUUGUAGCAUUACCACCAAUAAUUUCAGACCAUACCACUACUCCGGAGUAAAGCAUCUACGCUCAAGUGAUACGUUCUGGAUCCCAGCAACGCAUUAUCGCUGAUUUUAUUCCACUGAAAAGUGAACUACGCUAAGACAGUGACACACUCAACACAUUUAAAGGCACCCUUCGUUUUCAGAUCCGAGAAGCAAAACUUCAACAGAACGAAACCCAAGAAGAGAUAAAGAAGCAGACCAGUGCGACAGUAAUUUAAAUUACACUUCACAAGACGGAAUGGACGUUCAUUCCCAAGUAGACUCGGCUGUAAUCAUAACCACCUUCGUUAUCCUGUCCACAAUUGGACUAUUUAUAAUUGUUAUCAACGGGUUCGUCGUUUAUCUUGUGUGUACCAGACAAUAUCUGAAGACGGUGACCAACUUCUGCCUGGCAAGCCUAGCGAUAUCCGAUAUUUUAACGGGUUUGUAUGCAAUACCUCUUAUUAUCGCCUGUAGCAUUCAUUACAACUUUUAUAUCUGUGUGGCUAUGGACUUGGGGCAAAGAUUCCUCUCGAUAUCAACCGUGCUUCACCUACUCUUAAUAACCUUGGAGAGAUAUUUUACAAUAGUUUUCUCAGUCAUGAGAACUACGUCAGUAAUGUCCAGGAAAACCUGCGUAGUAACUCUAUUGGUGGUCUGGUUAACCUCGCUCUGCGCCUCACUCUCACAGAUCUCAUUCAUACCUGAUCCAAAGCAAGCACCUGGUCAGAGCCAACUCGCGAUCGCCUACGAUUUCGUUUGCCUGGCAGUUCUAGCCGUUAUUCCUCUUGUCAUUAUGGGAGUGGCAUACUUCCACAUAUUCUACACCCAACGGAAACACUGCGAGCGAAUAAAACGCGACGUGUCUCCUAUUUCUUCGCAGUGCACGCAACGCAAUGCCAAAAAGGAACGGAAAGCACUGGUUAUCUACAGCGCGAUGAUUUGCGUUUUCAUCAUAGGAUGGUUCAACUACUUUUUCAAUUCGUUGCAAGACGAUUUAGGCAAUAAGACAGGGAUCCCAUUAUGGGCUGAUGUAAUUUUAUUGAUUUUGAGGUUUAGCACUGGUCUCCUAAACCCACUGCUGUAUACCUUUCUCAAGCAGGAUUUUCGGCGGGCCAGAAAAUCUAUUUGUGCUUCAAGAAAACGAACUUGGUCGUAUCGUCGAUCCACAUUCACAUCUUCGCUUUCCAACAGAAGGACGGGCCUUUCUACUAACUCAUUUGCUGAGUCUCAACAAAUGGCCUCUUCUCUUUAAAACGUGCGGAUUAAUGAAACAUACUCUUGCGAAUCAGCCGUUUCCUUUUACUCCCUACAUAGUCUGCAACGGAGUGGGACUAAACGUAGUGAUUUUUCAAGAUACGCGAUGAAGGAGAACAAUUUAGGGGAUAAGCCUCUGACAUGAAGAAGUGUGCUCCAAAUUGACAUGACCCAGCCUAAGCCAAGCUCCAAGACACGUGAAAGGGAGAGAAAAGGCGGACGCGCGAAAAAUGGGGGAGGGGGGGGGAAGCAAGUACAUCGUUCAUUCGUUUCCACUUACUGUGAGCCUGGAACAGGCCAAAGCCGUUCCUAAAUUUUUUUGGAUAGCAUGGGGGCAGCUGUACACAGCUUAAGGGUGACACAGAUGCAGAUUAGAGAUUCAGCAUCUUUUGUGGGCAUUUUCGCAACAAAAAAAAAAAAAUUGCAAGCGCGCUUGCAUUUUAGCAAUGGCAAGCACUAGGGUUAGUUUAUGAAAGUGUUUACAAUACAGAUGUUACAGACCAGGCAGACAGAACAUUCUUGCAAUUAUUCUAAAAUUUGAACCACAAAUAUGUAGAGUUAAUUUACCUAAUGAAUCCAGAAAAAAUCAUUUCUUGUACAUAAUAUAAUUUUUGUUAAGUCAUCAGACAUGUAUUUUGAUGUCACCAUAUCUUACGGUGAUCCUGCUGCUGUAAAACUGAAAUUAAAUUAUUUAAAUUAAUCUAAAUCUUUCAUCAAUUGUAAACAAAUUAUUGUUUGUAUCUUCAACACUCCAUUUGCAAAGUGAAUUUAUGGGAAUAAAAUUUUGAUUCUGCAAAAUUAAGCAAAGGAGGCUAUGACUAGUGUAGCCAUAGAAGGUACUG
Messenger RNA from Stylophora pistillata, 2268 nucleotides. Its product is annotated as histamine H2 receptor-like. Gene Ontology annotation, biological process: G protein-coupled receptor signaling pathway. Lineage: Eukaryota; Metazoa; Cnidaria; Anthozoa; Scleractinia; Pocilloporidae. Gene Ontology annotation, cellular component: membrane. The record is from RefSeq and is a predicted model, not a curated record. Gene Ontology annotation, molecular function: G protein-coupled receptor activity.